This is a messenger RNA of Acaulospora colombiana, 539 nucleotides long. NCBI's taxonomy places the organism in Eukaryota, Fungi, Glomeromycota, Glomeromycetes, Diversisporales, Acaulosporaceae. The record is from the annotation of a GenBank genome assembly.
AUGAGUAACUUACAAAAAAGAAACAAAUUCGAAGGGAGAAAAAGGGCUUUACAAAAUGGACAAGAGAAUGCUAUUCUUCAAAAGCUAGGGGUUGAAAAGUAUGAAUACGGAGGCUCGCGUCUAGGCUGGCUGAUUAAUAUGAGUAAGACACAUUUGCCAAGUAGUCGACAUAAGUCCGGUAAAUCUGCCGUCGACUUGUUUUUCAUUGAACCUAAGGGAGAGAAAGGAGAAGUCAAGUCUUACUUUAGCUGCACAAUCGAAUAUAAUCCGUAUUUCUAUGUACAAAGCAAGCCAGGGAAAGAAAACGAAACAAUCGAAUACCUUAGAAGGAUGUACGACCAAAAUAUAUACGAUUGUUCGGUAGUCACGAAACAAGAUUUGAAGAAGGCAAAUCAUCUGAUUGAUGGAAGACGAAAUUAUAUUAAACUAGAGUUCUGGAAUGUUGCUGACUUGUUAUUCGUUAGAAAUAAAUUAACACACAUUGUGAAAGAGAAUCAAAAGAAAUUAGACGCCGUUAAUGUUUACAAGGAUCAGACAAG